AUGAAUGCCGAGAGUUGCGUUCCCUUUUGCGACCCAGCUGCCGCCGCCGCCGCCGCCGCCGCUGCCAUGGAUUCCUUCUACAACGCCGCCUCGCAGGGCAGCGCCGACGGCUCGUCGCCUUUUAGGGCAUUUCCCGGCGGCGGCGGCGGCGGCGGCGACAAGUUCAGCCCCGCUUUCCUGGCCAGCAAAGGGCAAAGCUUCGGCGGCGGCGGAGAAGGUGGCGGCGGCGGCGGCAGCGGCAGCAACAGCCCCAAGUGCCGGAGCCGCUACAGCCAGCCGGAGUGUCCGUCCCUGGACGGCAGCGGCGGGCCGCCACAGCAGCAGCAGCAGCAGCAACAGGCGCUCUCGGCGGCCGCCUUUAACAAGUACCACCCGCACCAGCCGCACCAGCCGCCGCCGCCGCUCUAUGUGCAGAGAGGCUCUUGCAAAAGCCCCCCGGGCUCCGGCCUCAAGCUGCAAGACGCCAGCGGCCACAACGGAGCGCUCCAGCUCUCCUGCUACGCUAAAGAGAGUUCCCUGGGAGACGCCGAGCUACAGCCAGGCUCAGAUCCUGCUGGAAUGGAUGGCAGUUACCUCGGCGUGAAAGAGUCAGGAGUGAAGGUAUCCCAAGAGAGGGCAAGCAACGACCUACCCAGCCCAAUGGACAAGACUGACUCGGAGAGCAACAAGGGCAAGAAGAGACGGAACCGCACUACUUUCACCAGCUAUCAGUUGGAAGAGCUGGAAAAGGUCUUUCAGAAGACCCACUACCCAGAUGUCUAUGCCAGAGAGCAGUUAGCCAUGAGGACAGAUCUCACUGAGGCCCGGGUACAGGUUUGGUUUCAGAACAGACGGGCAAAAUGGAGGAAACGAGAGCGGUUUGGUCAAAUGCAACAGGUCCGCACACACUUCUCUACAGCCUAUGAGCUGCCCUUGCUAACUCGAGCAGAGAACUAUGCCCAGAUCCAGAAUCCAACUUGGAUUGGCAACAAUGGCACUGCCUCCCCUGUGCCAGCCUGCGUAGUGCCCUGUGACUCAGUGCCUUCCUGCAUGUCUCCCCACGCUCAUCCCCACACAACCGGAGGAGUCUCUGAAUUCCUGAGCGUCUCAGGUCCCGGCAGCCACGUGGGGCAGACUCACAUGGGCAGCCUGUUUGGCGGCGCAGGCAUCAGCCCUGGCAUCAAUGGGUACGAGCUGAAUGGGGAGCCCGACCGCAAGUCCUCCAGCAUUGCAGCCCUGCGGAUGAAAGCCAAGGAGCACAGCGCUGCCAUAUCAUGGGCGACAUGACAGGGCUGUGGCUGUUGCCCUCCAGACACUAACCGAACAAACAGGGACGGACAAUCGAACCAAUCCAUCCACUCUUGGACUUGAGGCAGCCGGUGCCCUCCUCAGAGAGAGGAAAUGCAGCACUUUUAGCUACCCUAGGUAUAAUAGCCUUGCGUAUAUUACCCUAUUUGGAGAAUUUUAAGCCAGCAGGGCUUUUUUGUCGCCGAAAACAGGCAUGGGGAAGGAAAUAAUAGCUGUUUCUACUGCGCCACACAAAUCUGUGUUCUCUGUUCACAUGGCAUGUUUCCCCUCACGCUGUCUCAUUUUACCGUUUGCCAAUGAAAAAGGACGGUCAUCUCCCCCUGCUUUUUCUGACCG
Molecule: messenger RNA, 1623 nt
Organism: Elgaria multicarinata webbii
Lineage: Eukaryota; Metazoa; Chordata; Lepidosauria; Squamata; Anguidae
Gene: ALX4
Product: ALX homeobox 4
Exons: 4
Coding region: 1-1266 (421 amino acids)
Biological process (GO): regulation of transcription by RNA polymerase II
Molecular function (GO): DNA-binding transcription activator activity, RNA polymerase II-specific; RNA polymerase II transcription regulatory region sequence-specific DNA binding
Source: RefSeq, a predicted model, not a curated record